Knipowitschia caucasica is the source of this 750-nucleotide messenger RNA. NCBI's taxonomy places the organism in Eukaryota, Metazoa, Chordata, Actinopteri, Gobiiformes, Gobiidae. The record is from the annotation of a GenBank genome assembly.
AUGGAAGAAGAACGUAUCCAGAGAGUCAUGGCCCAGCUGAGCGGAGCCGUCACUCACCUACACUCGUUGGGCUUCGUUCACCGCGACAUCAAACCAGAGAACAUCUUCCUGUGCGACAGUUCCUGCCGCUGGGUAAAACUGGGCGACUUCGGCCUGGCACGGGCCGUAGGAUCCACUGUGCGUGCUGUGUGGUACGAAUCACCCUUUUGCACUCCAGAGGUCGAGCCAGCCAAAGAGGCAGACAAGGAGUGGGAGAGAAGGCAAGAACAGGGCACAGAGGAGGAGAUGGAGGACCUUUGGAUCACAGUCCAACCCAGUAUUGAUAGUUGGGCUUUGGGCGUGCUAACUUACUGCCUGCUAACCGGCUGCUUCCCCUGGGAGGAAAGCACGCACGAUGACCGCAGGUAUAGAAAAUACAAUGACUGGUUUGAGACUGAGCGAGAGCGAUGUCACGACAAGACAGACUGCUACACAAUCAUGGAGGAGCAUUACAUGGAUAACCCACCCCCUUCGCAGUUCCACGGCAUCAGCCCCCUGGCCAUAGCCCUGUUUAAAGAGCUGCUGAACCCAGAGCCCAAGCAGCGUGGUAGCCCAGAGGAGAUCCUCAGCUACCUGGGCGGCCCCUGGCUCAUGGACAGUGAGAGGGAGCAGAGGAGGAAGGUAGAGGAGGCUCAGAAAGAGGCCCAAAAGAUGCGAGAGACUGGGGGUUUGACGGAUGAGCUGCUCAGGGAGGGAAAGGGUGAAAGAUAA